Messenger RNA from Cucurbita moschata (crookneck pumpkin), 1026 nucleotides. RefSeq lists its product as uncharacterized. The coding region runs from base 55 to 945 and encodes 296 amino acids. The transcript is spliced from 3 exons. The record is from RefSeq and is a predicted model, not a curated record. NCBI's taxonomy places the organism in Eukaryota, Viridiplantae, Streptophyta, Magnoliopsida, Cucurbitales, Cucurbitaceae.
UUCCGAUUUCAGAACACUUAAAUCUAGCUUCUUCGUCCGCCUCUGCCUGGAGCGAUGGUGAGAAUUCCAGUAACUGUGCGAACUUCCGGUGAGAAUGUCGACUUCACGUGCGCAACUGCGAGUUUUUCCGACGUCUUUUUUAGGUAUUUGGAGGAUGGAGAGACGUCGUCGGGAAAUUCCUACAACUCCGGGCACGGGAAUGGUCACUCCGACGACGAGGAGGAUGAAAAGUCCUUCGACGUGAAAGAGAGUAGGGAGUUUUGGAAGUCGCAGGAUGAAAUUCUCAAGGCGACGUUACGACGGACGAGUUCGAUUGAAUCAAGAAUCCGCCGCGAGACGGUGGAGAUUGUUAGGGGAACGAAUAUAGAAUCGACGAUAUGCGAGUGCGGUACUUCCGCAGCGGGAGGCUGCCGGAACUGCUGGCAGAGAGAGAUCUGCAAUCGGCUACGAAUCGCCGGUUUCAAUUGUGCGAUGUGCAAAUCGAAAUGGAGAAGCACAUCGGACGUUCCGUCAGGCGAACAUUCGUAUUUAGAAGUAUUGGAGAAUUCGAGUUCAAGAAGAGGGGAAAUUCGUGUGGUGAUCGAACUCAAUUUUAGGUCAGAGUUCGAGAUGGCGAGAGCGAGCGAAGAAUACAACAAAUUAAUCAGACGAUUACCGGAAGUGUUUGUGGGGAAAUCGGAGAGAUUAUGGUCUCUGAUUAAGAUCCUGUGCGCGGCGGCGAAGAGGUGCACAACAGAGAAGAAGAUGCAUUUGGCGCCAUGGAGGAAGCAGAAAUACGUGCAAUUGAAGUGGCAGGGACGGGGGGAGAGGGCGGCAGUGGCGGUGGCUCCGCCUCUGCCGGUGAAUUUAUCCGACCGGCCGGUGAAAUCGAAGGCGUCGAUGUUAACAUUUGAUCUGCGGGAGAAUUUGCCUGGCCUGCAUUGUAAAGCAGUUGAAGUUGUUUGAAGCAAUUUUGUUAUUGGGUUUUGUUAAAUGCUGUACAUAAAAAUAUUUUAUUUCUUUUAAAUAUUCAUUUUCAUCUUCAUA